AUGGACCCUGCUACUCCUGUUGCUGCUGCCUCUGCCCCAGCCUUGGCCCUAGCUAAGGCCCCAGCACAGGACCCCCUGGCAUUCCCUGGCCUGUUAAGCCCAUUGCCCCUUCUGCUCUCUGGACAAGAAGUACACAGGAGUGAAAGAGGAACUUGUCUUUGGAGGCCUUGGCUGUUCCCCACAAGUGACCUCCCAAGGCAGGUGAGGAAACUGAUGGAGUUGCACACUGGUGGGGCAACAGCUGCUGAGGUCACCAAGGCUGACUCCAAAUUCCAUCACCCCGUCAGGCUCUUCUGGCCUAAGUCUCGCUCCUUUGACUACCUGUACAGUGAUGGGGAGAUUCUACUGCAGAACUUCCCUGUCCAGGCAACCAUCAACCUGUAUGAGGAUUCAGACAGUGAAGAUGAGAAGGAGGAGGAAGAAGAAGAGGAUGAAGAAGAGGAGGAGAAAGAGAAGGCAGAAGAGUGUGUGAGAGUGCUAGCGUCAGUACCUCGCAGGGCAACAGCUCAUCCCCUUUCCUCACCUCCGACCUGUCUAAACUGAACUGGUCAGAGUCUGAUGGGGUUCAAUACCCCUGGCAAGGCUCCAUGAGCCUUGAUUAGGCAGGAGUCUCCAGGCACAGCUCCCUGGACUGAAAGUUGGGUCUUUGAGCUGCCAGCUCACCCUGGCUUUACCCUACUGUACUGAGUCCAGGCCUCUGGAUAUCUCAUUGCCUAGGCUACUGUUGUGUUGACAAUGGGAGGGUCCUAGGAACUUUGGUGGAAGAAAGAGCUGUUUUCCAAAGCCCCCAGGAGGCAGAGCAGGAUAGGGCAAUCUUGUGGAGAGGGAAGCAGUCACUCUUUACAGCCCUUUGACUCCCCAGCUUUCCAGGCAGCACAUAAUCCUGUCUCCCCAUGGAAAGCCAGAUGUCUGGCUUUGUCUCCGGGGGUACAAACACCAGAUCUGUGCACAAUUGUGGUGCCUUUCUGAUGAGCCUUAUAGGAAAGGAAGGGGACAUCUAGUGAAUCAGCCUGCUCUGGGGACCCCCCAUAUUUCCUGCUAUCCUCUGAGGCCUGUGUGUUGGCAUGAGAUGAAAUCAGGAGAAAAAUAAACUGGAUGGUGUUCACCUUUUUCCUGGAACUGCACUGAUUUCUUAACUCUGCCCAUGUUGUGAAGCCAUGAGCAGAAGGUCAGAGCCCAGCUCAAGGCCAAUUUAUUGUUCUACUUGAGGUCAGUUGAUAGUUUUCUCCGUGGAGAUGUAGGGCUGAGGGGCCAGCAUGGGGCCAGGCCCUCUCUGUCAACUUGUGAAAUCAGGCUUGACUAAACUUCAAGGACAGCAUGGGAAGGGAACGAAAAGGCCCCCAAAGGGCAGCUUGAAAGCUGAGAGCUGGGAUAGGGGACAUAAGGUGAUGGUGAGAGGUGCAGCCUCGGCUGAACCUUGGAGAUGAGUGUGUGUAUGUGGGGAGGGAGGCUGGGAGACUACUAAGUCCUAUCAAUUUUACCUCCUCAGUGCCCAUUGCACCUACCCCAGCUCAGGCCCUCAUACCUACCCCUGACCCAAUUACACCUCGACUAAUUUUUCUUGCGUCCAGCAUGUCCCUUCGUAAUUAACCUUCCACACUGGCCACCAGAUCAGACAAUGUGCUGCCCCUGCUUAGUGCCCAACCAUAACUUUCCAUUAC
This is a messenger RNA of Loxodonta africana (African savanna elephant), 1661 nucleotides long. RefSeq names its product ripply transcriptional repressor 1 (gene RIPPLY1). Bases 1 to 543 code for a protein of 180 amino acids. The record is from RefSeq and is a predicted model, not a curated record. Lineage: Eukaryota; Metazoa; Chordata; Mammalia; Proboscidea; Elephantidae. Gene Ontology annotation, cellular component: nucleus. The transcript is spliced from 4 exons. Gene Ontology annotation, biological process: embryonic pattern specification; negative regulation of transcription by RNA polymerase II.